Peniophora sp. CBMAI 1063 is the source of this 981-nucleotide messenger RNA. Lineage: Eukaryota; Fungi; Basidiomycota; Agaricomycetes; Russulales; Peniophoraceae. The record is from the annotation of a GenBank genome assembly.
AUGGCUACUACCAACUCGACCGAUUAUGGCGCACGCGAUCUUGUUGGCUACGGCGAACACACGCCCGAUCCUCAGUGGCCCGGCGGUGCGAAGAUCGCGGUCCAGGUGGUGCUGAACUACGAGGAAGGGUCCGAGGUAACACCUGUGAACGGCGACGGCAUUACCGAGACCGCUGCAUCCGAGCUGGGACCAGGAGUGACGCCAAUGACGGACGGGCAACGCGAUGUGAACAUGGAGUCGUUAUACGAGUAUGGCUCUCGUGCGGGUGUAUGGCGCGUGCUGCGUUUGCUCGAGGAGCAUGGUGUCAAGUGCACGAGCUACGCCGUCGGCAAGGCGCUCCUGCUCAACCCUGCAGUAGGCGCUGCGCUCUCCACACGCGGACAUGAAGUUGCGAGCCACGGUUGGCGCUGGGUAGAUCGUAGUGCGUGGACGGCGGACGAAGAGAUGGAGAACGUCCGCAAGGCCAUGCAAGCUAUCAAGGAGACGAGCGGAAAGCCGCCGCGCGGGUGGUACUACGGGAUGGUCGCGACCAAGGCCGGCGCGCGCAGCCGGGCGCUCGUUGCCCAAGUCUUCCGCGAAGAGGGCCUUCCGCUCAAGUACUACAGCGACGACUAUAGCGACGACCUUCCUCACUGGGUACCAAUGCCCGGUGGAGGCAAGGACGAGGGUCUACUGAUCAUUCCUUAUACUCUCGACACCAAUGACUACAAGAACGCGGGCUACCAGGCUUUCAUAACCGCCAACCAGUUUGCUGAGUAUUUGAUCGAUGCAUUUGAUGAGCUCUAUCGCGAAGGCGAAGCGGGUCACCCCAAGAUGUUUUCCAUCGGAUUACACUGUCGUAUUGUUGGACGGCCGGCGCGUAUUGCGGGAUUGCGCAAGUUCCUCGAAUACGCCAAGUCGAAGGAGGGUGUAUGGUUCGCGACCCGUGAGGAGAUUGCAGACCAUUGGGCGAAGCGCUUCCCGUACCAGCCACAAGCAUAG